Nicrophorus vespilloides is the source of this 4204-nucleotide messenger RNA. It is a transcript of the gene Larp4B, whose product is annotated as la-related protein CG11505. Gene Ontology annotation, cellular component: cytoplasmic stress granule; cytosol. The transcript has 12 exons. The coding region runs from base 52 to 3459 and encodes 1135 amino acids. Gene Ontology annotation, molecular function: mRNA 3'-UTR binding. Lineage: Eukaryota; Metazoa; Arthropoda; Insecta; Coleoptera; Silphidae. The record is from RefSeq and is a predicted model, not a curated record. Gene Ontology annotation, biological process: positive regulation of translation.
GGACUCAACAGGUCGGCAUGGUGAGUGGCGGUCGCCGCUCCGCAAUUCCAGAUGCCCUUCCGCAGAGUUGGACUCGCCGUCGGCACCAAACCUGCCCUUCUGCCGCCCCCAAAUGCAACCGUCACCGCCGCAGCAGCAGCAGCAGCAGCCGCCGUCUCCGAUCCUCUCCUCACGGCCUGCCUCGACGCGAACGGAACGUACAUAUGCACCGCCUUCAAUCCUCGCUGCUUCAUCAUCCAGAAGGUGACGUCUCCGACGCCUCAGCAGCCACCACCGUCGACGUCGGGACGCCUCGCCGCAGCCGCCGCCGCCCCCGCAUCGGUCACCCGUCUCAAUCCGUACGCCGAUGUGUUCGAGACAAAAUACACCGAGUCGAAUAGGGAUUCGCUCGUCGAAUGGGACCACCACGAGAGACUACACCAUCACCAACAGCACCACGCGGACUUUUGCACCCUUGCCACGACCCUGGACGGCUACGUGUACAUGAAUGGGGAUGUCGGGAACCUGCCAACAGGGGCGGUGUUUGCCACCGCCGCCCCUGACAGUGCCGGCAUGCAGCCGGUGGUGCAGGAGUUCGUCCCGGUCAACGGCGUGACGGAGGGGGCUGAGGGACUGAGCCCCGUCCCGCCCUCAGCUCCCGCCGACACUGGGACAUUGCACCAGCAGCAGCCAGCCUCAGCCUUCACCUUGCCACAACUCAAGCAGAUGCUCUCACAACAGUUGGAAUAUUAUUUUUCAAGAGAAAACUUGGCAAAUGAUACGUAUUUGCUGUCCCAGAUGGACAAUGACCAGUACGUACCCAUCUGGACGGUGGCCAAUUUUAAUCAGGUGAAGAAGUUAACCAAAGAUAUAAAACUGAUAACGGAGGUGUUGCGCGAGUCUCCUAACGUCCAGGUCGACGAGGAGGGCGUCAAAGUCAGACCCAACCAUAAGAGAUGCAUCGUUAUUCUGAGAGAGAUCCCCGAUAAUACUCCUAUCGAAGAAGUCAAAAAACUGUUUACCGGCGAAAAGUGUCCCAGUUUUAUUUCGUGCGAGUUCGCGCACAACAGUUCGUGGUACGUUACCUUCGAGUCGGAUGAGGACGCCCAAAAGGCAUACCGGUAUCUGAGGGAAGAGGUGCGGGAAUUCCAGGAUAAACCCAUAAUGGCUCGUAUCAAGGCGAAGCCGAUGAACAGGUUGCCCAUUCCACCGGUGGCAGCCGCAGCGGCCGGUACCGUUGUCAAGAAUGGAUUCCGCGCGACGCCGCCUCCCGCUGCCGUUUACGACCCCGCCGCCUUUCCGCCGGGAGGUCAACAGAGAUUCAUCUAUACGGCGAACGGAACACCUGGCCAGUCCGUCUCUUACACGAAUCAAGUGCAUCACGUCUACCCGCCUUACCAACAGCAACAGUAUUUCACGUCGAUGAUGCCGUGGCACGCCGCUGGUGCGUACUACGAUAUAAACCAAGUGUUUCAAAUGAACGGGCUGGCGCCGCAGACGUACAAACAUCAAUCGUACCGGAACAAUAACGGCACUAGACCACGUAAGCAAAGCCGCGGAGGCUCCACCCAGACGGAUGGGCAGCAGCAGGGACCGCCUCAACCGCCGUCACUUGUGGGUGGUGUAGCUGCAGGUGUAGCAGGAACAGCGAGUGCUAUUGCGGCGACGUCGGUGUCCGCCAACGCUACAGCAGCUGCCGCGGCAAUCGGAUUAAACCAGAGGCAGAAUCACCACCAAUUGCAGCAACAGCAGCAGACAGUCAUUUCUGCGCCGCCUCCUUCCGUGUCUCCUCAGGGCACGCCAAAAAUCAAUAUCCCAGGUGCCAAACCCCCUUCGCUGAUGGGAGACGCCCCACGGAUCCAUCACAUGGAAGAGCAGCCGCAUAAUGUCAACACUGCCGCAGUUUUAGGUAUUCCACUCGUGUCUUCUGAGAUUCUCGAAACGUACCGACAGCUGCCGGCUGGGCAUCCCGGCAAAGACUCGAUGGGACCUCCUCGGUACAGGCGAGGAAAGAGAAGAGAGGACGAAGUGGUGACCGCGUUGAAUCCGCAGCCGCAGCCCCGAGAGAACGUCAACUCCAGGGGGCUGCAGUUUGAUCUUGAGGAUUCCGCAUUCCCACCACUACCAGGUAAAUUUCGUUUCAAAGGUGGAGCAUCUUCCGGAAAUGUGGUCGUUGGCAAGCCGCAACUUUUGAUGAACAGUGCCGGUGGUGCGUGCGGCAGCAGUAGCGGAAGUAGUGUAGGUUUGCCGGUCGAGGUCUUGCAGACUCCUCCGAGUGCCGAGCCACCGCUUACGCAACAGAACCUCAGUCAUUGGGGCGAGAACCGACUGGCGGACGUGGUGAAGGGUACGGCGAAAGGAAAGGGCAAAGAUUCUGGGAGCGGUUCAAAUUCUCCGCGGGCAGCAUCACCUCAGCAAGCGUCACAGCAAUUGCAGCAGCAGCAGCAGCAUCAUCCUUAUCAUCAUCAGCAACAGCAGCAUCAACAUCAAGGCACGUCUACUAACAAUAGCAGACACGCUUCGACGACGACAACGACGCUCGCCGAUUGCAGCAAGAACGAUGCGGUCGAUAUUCAACUUAGUACGGUUACACUCACGCCUCCUAGCUCACCAGAAAAAUUAGUUCCUCCCGUGACAACGACGACGAAAUGUACGAUGGCUGACAAGUCGACGAAAACCGAUGACGCUCUGCUGAAUGGAGAACUGGUGGAUUGUCCGACGACGACCAAUGCGGCUACCAUGACCACGGUGGUGUCCAGCGAGGCGGCGCCCCGGGUUCAUCAACCCAGCACCGUAGGACCUCCCCGUUCCGCGCACGCAGCCCAUCCUCCGUUGCCGCCACCGCACCACCACCAUCAUCACCAUCAUCACCACCAUCAACAGCAGCAGCAGCAGCAACAACAGCAACACCACCACCAACAACAGUCGCAGCCUCACAACAAGCCGGAUCACAGUAGCACAUCAACUUCCCGAACGGAACAACCGUCACAUCCAAGGCAACCAUCCACACCGCCUCUACCUGAUCCAAGUGGUAAUCCACCACGAAUGAGCUACGCACAGGUGGCCCAACAUCACAAGGAAUUGCAAAAGCAGCAACAGCAAGCUAAAGAGAAGCAACAACAAUCAACUGCCGAACAAACAGUCGCAUCAGCCUCCGCUUCCGUAGCCGCAGUGAAGACCAUCGCCUCCAGUAUAUGCAAUUCUGUAAACAGCAGCAGCAGCAGCAACAACAAUAACAACAACAACGCAACCUCUCGUAUGCAGGUAGAUCAGCGCGAAAAUAAGGAGACGAGAGAGGGUGGUCAACAGCAAAAGGAAUCUGGUAGUCGGGGCGGCACAAGGCCAGGAGGCGUUGCCCGAUCGUCGACGGCUGGCCAAUACGAUCGUCCGAAUCAUCAGAGGAGGAGACAGCAGCAGGAGGCGAGGACGAACCAUCCCCAGUUGCGCGACUUCGUGCGUCCCCGGUCGCCACCCAAGUAGCUAGCUACCAGCAGCGAUCAUUGGUUGGACUACUUCUACUACUACUACUACUACUACUAUUAUGUAACGCGACAAAUUCUCUCUCCCAGUAACAAUCGAACUGUAACGAAUCCUAAUGAUUAUUAUAAUCAUUUCUUUAAUAUCUUAUUCAGUUGGUUUACUUUCUUUGCGUUUGCUUAAUUUUAUCAUUAUUUCGUUUGUUGUUGUUGUUCGCAAUGGGCUAACACCAUCACAGACCACAAAAUCUCGUGCUCGAUGAUCAUGACGAUGACUACGAUUUUCUUUUGUUUUUUUUUCUGGGAGGGAGGCAUCCUCUUGUUUUAUUAUUAUUAUUAUUCAUUUUGUUUAUCGGAGAUUUCGCUUAGUUUUCUCACGUUUCAAACACGAUUUGUUUUACAUCUAUUAUUAUUAUAAUUAUAAUUUCUGUGUGUUUGCGUCGAUAUAUAGUGAAAAUAAGAAGGAGGAAGAAAAAAAAACGAUUUCGCGCAAGUUUAUUAAGGCUGUAAUUAUUAACUUAUAAUCACGGAUGGAAAUCGAUCACCAAAUCCAAAUGGAUCGAAUUCACCGGAUUAUAUAAUUAUUAUUAUAUAUUAUUAUUAUUUUUUGUUUAUCUUAUUAUUUUCUUGUUGAAAUAUACAAAAAACACGUAUCUUGAUUUUAAUUUUUGUUUCCGUUUUGUUUUUGAAUGCUUCUCGGUUUUCUCACGUUUUCUCUUCGUAUCAUACUUUUGUUUCAACAAAAAAAA